UACAGUAGAAAGUAGUAGAUAGACACACCAAAUAGCUCGAUAUAAGGAUUACAACCGAGUACUAUCGAGUACUCUAUGGCUAAAUAUGGCGGCUGUAUAGGUUGCACCACAGUUGCACAAUCAUCGUGCUAGAUGAACAUCUCCCUAGCAGUCAGUUCUAAAAGGCCGGUCGGCGCCAGCACAUCCGCGGUCUGUACCUGUCUAUGGCAUGCACCGCUCUCCUCGCUUGUAGCACCGACCUUUAGUGCAACCGCCUGCAUCGCAACGUCACGCUACACUGGCAUGCGCCCUGAAUUGACGAUCAGCCCACCAGAAUCUGGAGAUGGGGAAAAGUCAUGGGCCAGUUGGGUACAUUCCAGAUGGGCCACUGUUCAACAGGGCUGGACAGCUAGCUAGCUAUCCAUCCAUCUUUAGGUACAACACUGCUCCUACAUCCACCGCAGCUACUCUGUGCAUGUAGCUGAGAUAUUAACACUAGUCUCAUUGGAGCGGAAUAGUCCAAAGCAGUAGUCCGU
This is a messenger RNA of Aspergillus welwitschiae, 515 nucleotides long. RefSeq lists its product as uncharacterized. The coding region runs from base 133 to 396 and encodes 87 amino acids. The transcript has 2 exons. The record is from RefSeq and is a predicted model, not a curated record. NCBI's taxonomy places the organism in Eukaryota, Fungi, Ascomycota, Eurotiomycetes, Eurotiales, Aspergillaceae.